AUGCGUCGUGCAGCUCCGACGGAUGCCUGCCAUUCCGUUGAGUCCUGGAAUGUUCCACUUCUCGUUAUGCGAAAGGAACACACCAAUCUCAUCUACAAUGACUCAUUCGCCAAUCCAAUGGAUUCCACCUACAAGAAGUACGUUCGGGAUUACGAGCGCGGAAUCGGCGGAUGUUACCCUCACACUAUUCUUCGUAACUCCUUUGUCGCCGCUGAUGUUAAUGAAAUCAUCAAUCCUAGGAUGAUGAACGCCAGUUGGGAGAGUGGACUUCUGUUCAACACAAACCAGGUCACUCAGAAGGUCGGAGCAGUUCGGGUACCAUCAGAUGUUUACUAUGAACUGGUCCGUUACAUUGUUGAUCGAAAUGGCUAUGAAGUCGGCGACAGUGGGUUAUAUUUGAACGAGUAUCAACCGAACCCCUACAAGGCUUGCUUCAAGAACGACUGUCACCCCAAGGGAAUCUGCUAUGACUUAACAGAUCGCACUUAUCGAUGCGAGUGUGGAGCUGGAUUCCGAGAUCUCGAUCCUUCUGAUCCUGGAAAGAAAUGUGUCCCUGUUUAUGGAUUUAAUGAAUGCGAGAAAAAGGAGGACAACGAAUGUUCGGAAAAUGCUCGCUGUAUCGACCUUGAGCACCUGUACAAAUGCGAAUGCUUGCCAUCGUAUUCGGACGCUGCUCCACCAGGAGCUGUUCCAGGAUCCGUCUGCGUUCUGGACUACUGCAGUGAUGUGAACUUCUGCCCGACAAAUACCACAUGUAAGAAUAUGGAGCAGCAGGCCGAAUGCCGAUGUGACCCUGGAUUUACCGACAUCAGAAAAAGCGAGAAUCGUAAAUCCAUUGGACUCAGCGACGACACACUGUGUAUGCAUGUGAGGGACGUGAACGAAUGCGCUCUCGGACUCACCAACUGCUCAGGUAAGCUUCUACGCAAGUGUUCUCGUGUAUCUACGCAGCUUAACGCGAGUGCAACGCUCCUCACAUUGCGGUUGACGUGUGUUUUUACUAGAGACGGUGGGACAUCACAAUGA
Molecule: messenger RNA, 1026 nt
Organism: Cooperia oncophora
Lineage: Eukaryota; Metazoa; Nematoda; Chromadorea; Rhabditida; Trichostrongylidae
Source: the annotation of a GenBank genome assembly